AUGAGACGGUCGUUCCUCAUCACUACAUUCAACCUACUUAAUGCUGCUGUAGCUAUUGAUGUCUCCCAGUCAGCCCCUUACCCUCUGAGUUUCGACGACGUCGUCGCCGUGAAUGAGGAUGGUUCCCACAGAAUUCUCAAGACAGCAGAGUACGACGCUCUACUAGCGCGUGCUGCGCCCGAAACCGUCCAGGUGAACGUGCGGUCUACUGACGGGGGCGGCCUCACCCGUCGUGACUGUAGAGGGAGCACGGAGGUCCAGGUCGAGUCUGACGAGGAGUUCCUUAACUGGGAUGUCGCCAUCUCGCCCAUAUUGAGUUCCCAUGGAGGCACUGCUACCGUCUCCGUGGCUAAAGGCUACUCCGUCGGGAAUUCAGUCAUUGUUGGCCCAACCGCUAACGUUGCCUUCGCAAAAGUGGCCCUAAGCAUGUCUCUAUCGGUUAAUUACGCCCAGCGGUGGACGACUUCCGAUAGCCAGACUCUUAGCUUCACCGUCCCGGAAGGCCAGCAUGGCCUCGUCGUGUCACAGCCGCUCGUCCGCCGUGUCACCGGGCGUCUGCUCACCGGCUGCAGCCAUCGCCCAACCAGUACGCCGUUCACUUCCGACACCUAUACUGACCAAAGCUUUGGCAAUCUCGAUUUCGUCAAAGGCGUCAUACGACUUUGCAACAGCACCGUUUACCCUGUCCCUUACUGUAACGGUCAGGGCUUCCACUACUAG
Colletotrichum siamense is the source of this 720-nucleotide messenger RNA. RefSeq lists its product as uncharacterized. Lineage: Eukaryota; Fungi; Ascomycota; Sordariomycetes; Glomerellales; Glomerellaceae. The record is from RefSeq and is a predicted model, not a curated record. The transcript has a single exon. The coding region runs from base 1 to 720 and encodes 239 amino acids.